Molecule: messenger RNA, 1254 nt
Organism: Scatophagus argus
Lineage: Eukaryota; Metazoa; Chordata; Actinopteri; Scatophagidae
Gene: popdc3
Product: popeye domain containing 3
Exons: 4
Coding region: 12-914 (300 amino acids)
Cellular component (GO): sarcolemma
Molecular function (GO): cAMP binding
Source: RefSeq, a predicted model, not a curated record
CUUUAGUACUGAUGGAGCCGCCGGACUUUGAAGCCACGAACUUCACGGUGGAGGCGGCGUCGCCAGGGCAUCCGCUGUGUGAGGAAUGGAGAGACGGCUCGGAGGGCUCCGUCUUCCAGCUGGCUAAUAUCUUCCUCUUCUUAGGCUUCAUGGGCGGCAGCGGCUUUUAUGGACUCCUCUACCUGUUCACCUUUCUGACUUUGGGCUUCCUGUGCUCCACGGUGUGGUCAUGGUCGGAUUCCUGCACAACGGAAUCUUUCCUGUGGAGUUUGGCGCUCUUCGGGGUGUGUUUGGGACAGGUCUUGCAUGUCGCCUAUAGGCUGAGGAGCGUCUCCUUCGAGAAGGAAUUCCAGGAGCUUUACAACUGCGUGUUUAAAAACCUGGGAGUGUCGCUCACACAUUUUGGGAAGAUCAUGGACUGCUGCGAUGGAGACGUCCACGCCAUAGACAAGGACCACUACUUCGCCAUAGAGGGAAAAACCGCGAUUGACAAGCUGUCAGUGCUGCUGUCUGGCAGAAUUCGCGUGACAGUUAAUGGAGAGUUUCUGCAUUACAUCUACCCCCUCCAGUUUCUGGAUUCACCUGAGUGGGACUCUCUCAGACCAUCAGAGGAGGGUGUAUUCCAGGUGACCCUUCGUGCUGAUAACCCCUGCCGAUAUGUGGCUUGGAGGAGGAAGAAACUUUAUCUUCUUUUCGCUAAGCAUCGCUACAUAGCCAAGAUUUUUGCCCUGGUUGUGCGCAAUGACAUUGCUGAGAAGUUGUACUCCCUGAACGACAAGGCUUUUGACAAGUCCGGGCACCGCUACGAUCUCCGCUUACCAAGUUACUGUCACAUGCCGAGGACCGAAUUAGAAAAAACAGAUGUCUUCCUGCAAGUGCCAGCUCAGGUGUGCCGACUGCGUAGGUGGAGCUAGCAGACUCGUCAGCCAUCAUGGACUGUCAAGUGAAGAGGAUACCUUUUCUUACACACUGGAAGAGCAGGGUCAUUUGAAUGGUAGGCAGCCAUUGACUGUAUAUAGAGAUGGAUGACAUGAGAGCAAAACCAAAACAUCAAAACAACAUACUAUAACAGGUCUAUAGGACUGAACCAGUGACUAAGGAACUGUUCAGCAGUUUUGGGACACUUGAGCUUUUUAUCAUUUGUUUAAUAUGAAAACAAAGAAAAAAAUAUGAUUUAACUCAAUUUAUUUUCAAUUUCAAUUUAUUUAUUUAUAUAGCACCUUAUACAAUCAAAACUGUCUCUAGAUGCUUUAC